This is a messenger RNA of Saccharomyces eubayanus, 2091 nucleotides long. RefSeq names its product putative lipase ROG1 (gene ROG1). The transcript has a single exon. Bases 1 to 2091 code for a protein of 696 amino acids. NCBI's taxonomy places the organism in Eukaryota, Fungi, Ascomycota, Saccharomycetes, Saccharomycetales, Saccharomycetaceae. Gene Ontology annotation, molecular function: monoacylglycerol lipase activity. The record is from RefSeq and is a predicted model, not a curated record.
AUGAAUACAAAUAGCGUGUGGCGUUCAAGGAUGUCUCUUACGCUAACCAAUGAAAUUCUGUUUCACUACAAGUCCUCGGUGAAGGUAGGUGAGCUAGAGAGAUAUGUCAUUACUUAUAAUCUAUAUGAAGGUGAAGCGAUCCCCUCAGAUUUGAAUUUAGACUCUUUAUGGCUAAAAGUAAGGAACAUGAACCCGCUGUCGUACAGAGCUGCGUAUCUCAUGGGUCCCUUCAUGCUGUAUUGCGAUGUUAAGACUGCCGAGUAUCACCAUUCUCAAAAAAUAAUAGCUUCAGUGGACUACCCCAAAUUUGAACCGAACGUACAGGCUCAACAAGAUUUCGUUGCUGAACUUUCAGUACAUAACAUAAGGCAGCAGUACAUAUGGAUUGCAGAUAUCAUGAGCCAAAUAUUGUUUACUACGAACACAAACAUUACAUACGAAGUCACAGUUGGCACAACCAGAGAGUCAGUAGAAAAUCCACACGAUCUGCCGUCUUAUUUGGGCUCCUAUAGCCCUAAGUUAACAGUAAACAGGCUUACAACCUUGGAUUUAUGGAACCUUCCUGUUCAAAUCACAACUCCGAAAAGAAAGAAGCAUCUCGUGCUUUUAACUCAUGGUUUGCACUCUAAUGUGUCUACGGAUCUAGUUUAUAUCAUGGAACAAGUAUACAAAUCCCAGAAAAACUAUCCUAAUGAGCAAAUAGUCGUAAAGGGUUACAGGGGGAACGUCUGUCAAACUGAGAAGGGAGUUAAGUACUUAGGUACUCGCCUAGCCGAAUACAUUAUCCAAGAACUGUACGAUGAAUCAGUCUGCAAGAUUUCCUUUAUAGGACAUUCAUUGGGCGGCCUGAUCCAAGCUUUUUCAAUUGCAUACAUCUACGAGGUUUACCCUUGGUUUUUCCAGAAAGUAAAACCAAUAAAUUUCAUAACUUUAGCCUCACCACUUUUAGGUAUUGUUACAGAUAAUCCUGCUUAUAUCAAAGUACUGCUAUCAUUUGGGGUUAUCGGUAAGACGGGUCAAGAUUUGGGUUUGGAAAAUGAAUCCGAGGGGGGGAGGCCACUGAUAUAUUUGUUGUCUGGUGAACCGUUAACAGGGAUCCUGCGUAGAUUUAAAAGAAGAACCGUAUAUGCAAACGCCAUCAAUGACGGAAUUGUACCACUGUAUACAGCAUCACUGUUAUUUUUAGACUAUGAUGAUAUUUUGGAACAACUACAGAAGAUUAAAGAGAAUAGCAAAAAACCCCCUCCGAUGAACAAUGUUACGGUAAACGAAAACCGAGAUUUCUUCAAUAAGAAUUUUAUUUCACCUUUGACUAAAAUGCUGAGUAUAUGGGCGCCACAAAAAUUUCCUACAGAAGAAGGUUCAAAGAUUCCUAAAGUUUCUUUUUUUGAAUCCGCAAGUUCAAUUCUAUUGCCGCCAUUACCUGAAAAAGCAUAUAUAAUGGAUCCAGACUCUAGAGAUCCUGUGAUUAUUCAUGACAAAAUAUAUACAGAGGAUGAUAUUCCGCAAUCUAAAUUCAAUAUCGAGGAUGGAUUCUUCGAUAAAAAGAAUAUUCUUCUCCAAGCUUUUUUUGCAAGAAAGAAAGAACGUGCAAAAUACCGGAAUCUAGAAGAAACUAUUGCUAGAAGAUGGCACACGGGGAUGUCAUGGAGAAAGGUUGUCGUCGCUUUGAAACCGGACGCUCAUAAUAAUAUCAUAGUUCGAAGAAAGUUUCCUAACGCGUACGGAUGGCCCGUAAUCGAUCAUUUAAUAGAUGUCCAUUUUAACGGUGAUGACGGAGACAGUGACGGUGACGGUGACGACAAUUGUUUUCCUCAAGAUAUUGAAGCCAUUCAAAAGGCAACAAAUGAGGGAGCAAAUAAAUAUGAGAAGGUGGAAAGCAUUCCCAAAGAAUAUGAAUGGUUGAAUAAAGUGGAAACAAACGGCGUCUUUGAUGAAGGUCCUACAGGGAUGAUAUCUACUGUGGGGGAAAUAGUAGAAGCGCUGGCUAAAAGAGGCUUCAGUGCUAUGACCGACAGAGGGAAUACUCCGGAGGAUCCCAAUGAUGAGAUUCUUCGUUUUGAAGAAAUGAAUAGUGACUUGGUUCAAUGA